CCUAAACACCUUCAAAUUAAAAAACAAAUGGCGGAAUACCACUCUCAAGUAAGAAAGCCAAAGUUCAAUAAAUGGACCAAAGAAGAAGAUGACUUCCUUCUCAAAUGCAAACACUUUUAUGGAAUCGGAUCAAAAGAGCUUGAGGAGAAAUACCUCAGAAGUCAUACACACAUGGCUAUUUCUUCGAGAUGGCAUUUGAUGAAAUCAACCAUUAUCCCUGAAACAUCAAUAUCACCUGAGCAAGAUCUGGCGAUCCUUAACGCAAUAAUGACUUGUAAGACCACUAAUCCAGUAAAGCUCUCUGAGAAAGUUCCUUCUUUGCCAAAGAAAAGAAUUGAGUCGAGAUGGAGGCUCCAUCUCUCAAGGUAUUUCAGCAGCAUAAAAGUGCCUCAACAGCUUCCCUCUUUAGCCCAACUAGCCAAUCUUCAGAAAGGAUAUGAAAAUGAAUGCCUAAUAAAUGAAGAAAGACUCCGCAAAGAAGUUGAGAAGGAAAAGGAAACCCAACAGGAAUAUUACAAAAGUGAAUAUUCCCCAGAUAAAUACAAAAGAUUUGAACAAUGCAUCAAGAGUGAACUUGACAGAGACAACCAAGCUGCUGCAAAUGCUGUUGACUACAUCCAAGGAGGCCAACUUGAUAGAAAGAAUGGGGAUUUUGAUAACCUUGACACUUACAAUGAAAAUUCUGCCCUGCAAGAAAGUACAAAUGAACUUUUUCAAGACGGAUACCUUAGCAAAGAGAAUCUUGAAGCUCUGGCGGCUCAGAAAAGAGAAGGCCCAGUUACUUACGACCUUCCAAAUGGUCAGAGUAAUAUGUUACAAGACAAGACUAACCUUCUGAAUAAUGAUAGCAAGACUUAUGGAGUUAUGGUAAAGAAGGAAGGGCAUCACUUUGUACCUCAAGAUGCUGAAGGAAGUGCUGCAAAAAGAGAACAAAAGUAUCAAUCAAAAAUCGAUACUAUGAACAAGAAACUUGACUCUAUACUUGAGGUUUUCAAAUCAAUGCCUGAUGUUGCUAAGAGACUGGAACAACUUGAAGAUAAUAUCAAGAAGAAGUUUGAUAGUCUCAAAGAAACUACAAUUAAAGAUAUGGCUGAGUUACAAAGAGGCUUUAUUUCCCAGAACCAACUAAAGCUACACCACAAAUCUUCUGAGAAAGUUCAAGAAGAUAUUCAAAAGGAGAUCCUCUCAAAUUCUCAGCUAAGUGCUGAUGAAUCCAAUGAAAAAGACCAAAAAUAUACCCCAGAAGGAAAAGAUGAUUCUAAAGAUGAUGCUGAAAUGGAGCAAGAGGCUAAGCAGGAAGAGAACAGUAAAAAUAAAGAUGAAGAAAACAAGGAGAAAGAAUACCAAAUAAAUAAAACAAGCCCCAAAAAAGAAAAUUUUGGGUCUCAAAAAGAGGAGGACAAAGAAAACGUUCUAUCACAGUCUCCCUCAAUAGAGCACGCAGAAGAAGUUAAUUCAGAAUCAGAAAUGUUUGAGGAUACUUCUUCUCAUCACUCUUCUAACGCUUCUACCUCUGGUUCUAAAAACGACUCAAAAGGGAAGGAAUCACCUUGCAAGACCUAGAUGUAAUUGUAAAUCCUAAUUUGUAGAACAUAAAUAAAAAGUAACUUCUGUAUAUUAGUGGUAUUUCAGAGAAAAAUUAGUGAAAUUAUGGGGACAAAUCUUCACUUUCUUCGCUGUCGGAUCAGUUCCAGUUAAACUUAGUAUUUUUUAUGCUUUCAGUAUAGAGUUUAGUUAGCCCUGCCUCCUUUGACGCUGAUUCUGGAAGAAAGUUUAGAGCCACAUUGACAAGUCUUUGCAAAUCAGAUUUUGAUGCUUUUUUGGGAUCUUCAAAAUAAUAAUCAGGGUUUUUCACUGAGUCUUUGGGCAUAGAUUGAUCAUGAUCUUCCUUAUACUUGAUUGCAAUCCAUUUCAAUAGGGCAUAAAAUCUCUUUUUUAAAGCAGGAAUAUUUGAAAAGUCUAUUGUUUUUGAUAUCAACUCCCAGUCAUCUUGGCAAUGUGUAAACAAGAGCAUCAACUGUCUAUCUUUAUCAUUAGUCCAAAAUUUUUUAUCAAUAUCACCUCAAAGUUCCGUAUUCAAAAACAUAUCUUUUGAAAGAGGAUUCUUUGAGAUUUGCUUAUUCUUCAAAUAAGUUGCUUGAGUUUUAUUGAUCUUUGCUUCCAAAUAACCAAACUUAUCAUUUUUGUCACUAGAUUCAUCUCCAGAAAACUCUGGCAGUUCAACAUGGAAAUCAUCUUCAUUCUUAAUCACAGCCUGACUCCUCCUCGGCUGUCUCUCCCUCUUAAUCUUAUGCUCUUCUUUCUUCACUCUUUUUCUCUUAUUUUUAACAAUAUUUUCAACUUGACUUCUUUGGGCUCCAAACAGAUAGUUCUGGGCUUGAUCUUUCAAAGCAUUGACAUAUUUGACGACAUCUCUUUUUCGUCUAUUUCCAAGCUUCUCCCUCAAAGUAUUGACAUUAGCAUCCACUGGGUCAAAAAUGAAGCUAUAAAAAAUUUCCUUUUCCUCUAAAGUCCAGUUUCCUUUCUUAAUAUCAGGGUUUAAGCAUUCAUUCCACCGAUUGUAGACACUAUGGUAUGAUUUCCCAGGAAAGUUCGCUGCCAAAUCAUUGUAGUUAAUAUCUGGAUUCGUAGUUUUAAGCUCAAGCAAUCUUUGAUCCUCUUCUUCAGUCCAAGUAAGUAGUUUACGACUCAUUAAUUUAAU
Messenger RNA from Moneuplotes crassus, 2701 nucleotides. Lineage: Eukaryota; Ciliophora; Spirotrichea; Euplotida; Euplotidae. The record is from the annotation of a GenBank genome assembly.